Molecule: messenger RNA, 1822 nt
Organism: Eriocheir sinensis (Chinese mitten crab)
Lineage: Eukaryota; Metazoa; Arthropoda; Malacostraca; Decapoda; Varunidae
Exons: 2
Coding region: 105-701 (198 amino acids)
Source: RefSeq, a predicted model, not a curated record
CUCUCUUACUCACUCUCCCCUCUCAAUUUGCCAUCCUGCAACCCCCUUAUUCUUGUAACGCAGGCCGUGUCGUCUCUUCAUUACGUUUUGUAUUUGAUGCCUAAAUGAAAUCCUCAGCAGCUCUAGCAAACGCUGCACGCAACGCGUGCGUGGUGGCGGGCCUGGCGUUCUGCUGCCUGCUGUGGGUCGACAUGCGUAUCACCUUCAUGGUGCUGAGGCUGCGGUGGAAGUGGGAGGCCGUGGGCCCCCACACGAGCCUCCUGGGUAAGAUGCGGGGUCGCCUGGCCGAGACCUCGUGGCUAGGGGCCCUGCGCCCGGCGCCUCCACGGGACCCACUCGCCGAGUGCGGCCUGCUGCCACUCGGCAGCCCCGGCGCCGGCGGGCUGCGGGAGGCCCUGCGGCUCGCGGUCCACGCAAAAGGGAGUCUGGACUGUUUGCAGCGGCAGAUAGGGCUGGCCCUCGACGAGCACGAGGAGCUGGCCGGCCGACUCCAGGUGGUUGCGAGUUGGGGCCUAGUCCUUAUCCUGCUGGUCCUCCUGGCGGCGUGCAGCUUCCUGAUGCGGAAGAGUAGGACGCGGCACUGCCUGUCGGAGGAGGACGUAAUACUCCCUGCCUCAGGGGAGUCUGUGGCCUUGCAGGAGGAACCCCCUGUACGGACCCGGUCACCUGAGACGCAGCAACCGGGAGAAGUUGCACUCUAGAGGGUACAGUUGUGUGGCAGGGGAGGAUGGUGGUUUACGAGGGGAGCGAUAUGUUGAGGCUUCGAGUUCUUGAGAUGUUAAGAGGCGUCCCUCCCAAACGGUGCUCCUAAGGUAGUGGUUGAGCCAGUGCCCGAGCCAGUGCCUGAGCCAGUGCCUGAGCCAGUGCCUGAGCCAGUGCUUGAGCCAGUGCCUGAGCCAGUGCUUGAGCCAGUGCUUGAGCCAGUGCCUGAGCCAGUGCUUGAGCCAGUGCCUGAGCCAGUGCCUGAGCCAGUGCUUGAGCCAGUGCCUGAGCCAGUGCUUGAGCCAGUGCCCGAGCCAGUGCCCGAGCCAUUGCCUAAGGCUGAGCUUGCGGCCAUGCAGGAGGCGUUCCCUGCUCAGGCCCGGUCAACCAAGUCGGGGCAACCGGAAAGGGAGGCUUGGGAAGUCUGCUACCACCGCCCGCCGCCAUGGAGAUACACGCUGCACCUACCGCCCCAGUUUGCGCGGCGCCUGCUGGGCUACGAGCUGGUUAUCAUGUGGGAGCAGUUCGACGUGCAGCUGAGGCACGACCAGAACAGGAAGCUGCUCCAUGUCAUCGGCCCUAACCCCGACGUCACGGCAGCGUACCGCGCCAUUCAGAAGAUGUUGGCCAGGUGGAGGCAGCAGGCCCAGGGUCGUUAGCAGUCUUCAGCAGCACCGAGGCAUCAGGUACCGAGGCCGCCAACUACCGAAGAUUACUCUCCGAUGAUCUCACGAACACUCGGUAAUAGGCCACCACGUAUCGAGGACGCUUAGGGGUUCUAUGUAUCACUUGGACUUCUGUGUGCCACCGAAAGCUGUCUUUCCCGCCUCCCCAAGGCGUCCCCUCACACGCCGGCAACAGUCAUCACGUAUCAAAGACACUUGGGGAACUAUGCACCACUUGGACUUCCGUGUUCCACCGGAAGCUGUCUCUCCCGUCGCCCCAAGGCUCCCCUCACACGCCGGCACCAGGCAUCAUGUAUCGAAGACACUUGGGGAACUGUGCACCACUUGGACUUCCGUGUUUCAUCGGAAGCUGUCUUUUCCGACACCCCAAGGCAUCCCAUGAUUAUCUUUUCUUACUCCUGAUAUCAACAGAACAAUAUAUCAGUAUAUGUGGU